UUCGGAUUCAUGGACAAUGUUGUCAUGAUCACAAUGGGAGACCUGAUAGACUCGACCCUGGGCGUGACUUUCGGGCUCAGCACACUGACUGCUGCAGGUUUCGGCCAGAUCUUCAGCGAUGUGUCUGGCGUUUGCUUCGGAGGAACCGUCGAGGCCAUCUUUCUUCGCCUCGGGCUGCCAACGGCUAAGUUAACCUCCGAGCAGGCACAACUAAGGGUGACUCGACUCGUGUCCACGUUCGGAGCUGCUUGCGGCGUGGUUGUCGGAUGUCUGCUCGGAAUGAGUACCUUGCUCCUU
Molecule: messenger RNA, 297 nt
Organism: Guillardia theta CCMP2712
Lineage: Eukaryota; Cryptophyceae; Pyrenomonadales; Geminigeraceae
Exons: 4
Cellular component (GO): mitochondrion
Source: RefSeq, a predicted model, not a curated record